This is a messenger RNA of Physcomitrium patens, 2801 nucleotides long. Lineage: Eukaryota; Viridiplantae; Streptophyta; Bryopsida; Funariales; Funariaceae. The record is from RefSeq and is a predicted model, not a curated record.
AUGUAUACCAAAAGGCUCAUGUGUGUUGAUGAAACAUGGACUUCAUCGACGCAGUUAGUGUGUGGGAUCUGAAAUAUGAUGAAGAUGGUGUGGCACUGGCAUUGUUUUUUUUGUUUCUUCCUGUGGGGUUCUCACAUCGACACAACCACGAACCUUAAGAAUUUGAAAGAGUGUGGAAGAGAUACGGAAAUCUGGUAGCGCAGAAGAGAUACGGAAUUUGGCGUGCCUGAUCGGUCUUUAACCGGGAAAAUGGAGUGGUGCAGUCUGAUCAUUCUAUGUGUGUCCUUUCAUAGAUUCUAAUGAGCCAGCUUGAUUGUUUUUUUGGAGCUUGUGGGGUUGUGUGUGCAUGGUCUUCGUAUGGUUGGAGUGUAGGGCGUCUUAUGCAAGUUACAGUUUGGUUUUGUCAGGUCUCGGUCCCUUCCGCAAGUGUCGCUACUCUGCGACGGGUUCUCGCUCAUGUUUUGUGUUUCUUCCUUGAAUUCCUUCCUUUUUGAAUGCAGCGAUUUUUUUUAUGGGAGUUAGAGUGUUGUGCUGUGUCCUGGUUGUUAUUCUAGUCAUGUGAGUUUGAUCGGAUUUGUAUUUGAAGUCUUCGAUGGAGUGCUCACUGUCGUCAACGCUUUGACGAUGUGCUUCUCGUGGUGAUUAGUAAAGUUUUAGGUUCUAACGUGGUUUUUGUCUUAUCGAUUCGAAUAGUUUGGUCUCCUCUUGUUCUUUCAGUUGCCAUUUUCAGUGUCGCGGAAUGAACUGAGCAGGACUGAUUACGGUUAUUUCUUGUCAGUGUCACCAAUUGUUUCUUUAUUUAAGAUACUUGUUGCAGAUGGAGGUUUAGGGUAGCUCAAAGAAAACCUUAGGCUCAGAGUGAGCAUAUAGUCUGAGAGGUUCCAACAUGCAGACUGAUGGGGUAGUUUCCUUGUGUCUGUCGGAAAGUAUUGCACCGCAGCCUCCAAUUCAGACUAGUUGAAGUUGGAGGAUAUAUGGUUUGUUUUAGGAUCCUCUACAAUUCCAGCCUUCAGUUAAACACUGACUGAACCUCAUAGUUGGGUUCUUUUAGAACCUCUUCGGAGAAUUUUCUGGAAGUUUGCACCUUUUCACGAAUAAUCCCAACAAGAGAGAGAACAUGGCUGUUACAGUCAGUAAGUUUAGUGCGAGGACCUUGACGCAAUUGGAGUCGCUGAUGAAUGGUAUGAAGAUUGUUGGAGAGGACGAAUCACAGAAAGUCGAAGCAGAGCUUAACACUUCCUCUGGUGAGUGGGAAAAGAAGGAAAAGAAGAGUAAACAUGAAGAUGCAGUUGAGGACGACGAUAGUGCAUCAGAUGUUGCGACUACCACAUGCGGUGAGAAGGAUAUGAAGGCGAUGAGUAAGGAAGUUGUAGCUACAGAUGAAACUGGAUCUUCGAAUGCUGAUUUUGAGAACUCUUCCUCGGACUUCGAGCAAAAGAAGCAUGUCUGUGAGCUCAGUGUGAUGCUUACAGAGGAACAGAAGUGGCCCGAGCGGGAUAUGUUUGAGGAAGUAAUAUCAGAGGACUUUGAAAAAAUAAUUAGUGUGGCAAGAAGUGAAGCCCACGUUCAUGGAAUACAUUCUGAAGAUCCCAAAAUUCAUGGCUUUCUGCAUGAGUCAUACCAGAUAAAGAACAAGGAUGUUGAAGCCAUAAGAGUUCCAAGAGCCUCUCGAACCAACACCAAAUAUGGUCUUGCGUUUGUGCGCCUCAAGCUUAAGAUUUGCCGUUUGCUAGUGUCGUAUCCUUCUCCACUUGGAUUCGGACGUCACUGUAAACUUGGAACUUCGUCAUUUGCGACGAAAUUAAUCCUCAACCUGGUUCGCGUUCACAAGGAGGACUUACACAAGACCAUUGCUUUCAACAACUCUGAGCAGGGUGUUGAAGCCAUUAAAAUCCCAAGAGGCUAUCAAACCAGCAUUAGAUAUUCUCAUGUGUUUAUACACUUCAGGACCAAGAUUAACCAUUCGUACGUGACUCAUCCUCGUCCACUUGGAGUUGAUCUUAACGUAGGACGUCACCGUAAAUCUGGAACUUUCUAUGCUGCUUCAAAGCCAGGCGCAUGCCCUGUUCAUAGGCAUGGCAAUGCAAGUGCCAACAGGCGAAACCCUUCAUUAUUCAAGAAGAGUCUACUUCCAGGGGAGGGCACACGAGCAGCCAAGGUAUUAGUUGGGAGACCAGGAAAGGGAGGUUUGGGACGCCAUGACCCAAGACAUAUUGCACAAUUAGGUGUGAUAACAAGGAGAGAUCUUGUUCUGCAGGGUCCUUCCAAUUGGGUACGACAGCAAGCAACAGCAGUUCAAUCCUGGUAGGAGACUAGUUCUUCCGGGGUGCAUUUGGGAUAACUGCAAACUGUCAGAUACAAGGAGUUGUCCGUCUUCGGCAUGCUAAGUUAUGAGUCAGGUUUGUGUGCAUCUUGGCAGGGAAACCUGUUCUGAUUGCAGUGAUGACAAAAGGGGAAAUGGAGAAAAUGGUCCAGAUUGUUUUUUAGAGGUUCACUCGUUAGGAUCCGUGCGUGGAGGUUUCAUCACGAGUUCGUGGUCAGUUCACUCCGAUUAGUACUGCAGCUUGAGAGCUGUGUGGUAAUAUUAGGCAGUCUGAUACUUACUUUUACGAGGGACACAUUCUUGCUAUAAUUGUAACACCAAUGCUUGUCCAAGAAUUAUCUAGUAAGAGUUGGUCAAGCUCAGGUUGUAUGAAUUUCUAGUCUAUCGAUUUUUGUGAAGAUUUCAAGGUGUGCUGGUAAGCGCGCCAUAUGAAUAGUUCGCAUGAGAUAUUAAUUACUAUUAAAUUUUUAUUUUAUUU